This is a messenger RNA of Triticum turgidum subsp. durum (durum wheat), 705 nucleotides long. The record is from the annotation of a GenBank genome assembly. NCBI's taxonomy places the organism in Eukaryota, Viridiplantae, Streptophyta, Magnoliopsida, Poales, Poaceae.
AUGAUCCAGGACAAGGUCAAUAUGGAGGGCUGGUAUCAUUUGAAGGACGCAGUCCUUGAUGGUGGCCUCCCGUUCCAAAGAGCAUACGGGAUGACGUUGUUCGAGUACAAUAACACGAACAUGCACGUUAACCGCAUGUUCAACGAGGCCAUGAAGAACCAUUCAACCAUCAUCACCAAGAAGCUCCUUGAGUUCUACAGGGGCUUUGACAGUGUCGGCACCCUUGUUGAUGUCGCAGGUGGUGUGGGUGCAACCAUCCACACCAUCACCUCCAAGUACCCGCACAUCAAGGGGGUCAACUUUGACUUGCCGCACGUUAUCUCUGAUGCGCCGUCCUUCCCUGGUGUGGAGCAUGUCGGGGGUGACAUGUUCGAGAAGGUGCCCUCCGGCGAUGCCAUCCUCCUAAAGUGGAUCCUUCAUGACUGGACUGACAAGCAUUGCACGAAUCUACUAAGGAACUGCUUUGACGCACUCCCUGCUCACGGCAAGGUCAUCGUCAUGGAAGGCAUCCUGCCGUUGAAACCAGACUCAACAUCCAGGGGGCAGCUCAUGUUCUUAGGUGACAUGAUCAUGCUCAUGCACACCCCAGGUGGCAAGGAGAGGCAACAGAGGGAGUUCGAGGAGCUUGCAAGGGGUGCAGGGUUCACCAGUGUCAAGACCACUCACAUCUACGGCAAUGCGUGGGUCAUUGAAUUCAUGAAAUAA